AUGACUGAACAUAGAUCCCUUACGGAUCUAAAAUUCGACGACCUUCCAGAUCCUAAAAGAGUAUGGGUUGGGCGACCGGGUAGCCACGAGGAGGGCCUCGGGCGACUCGCUCUGCUGACGGAAGAACGUGUCCGUAACGCAGCAGCUCGGGAAAUCCGAACCGGCCGGCGUAUCGGGUUGAACUGGGACGUUAGGAAAUUGGAGUUUCCAAAUAUCGGAAGAACUCCUUUCGACCACCAGAUAACGCCGAUUUUAGGUGGCAUUGCCUUUGACGAUAUUUACACGAUGAAUCCUCAGCAAAGCAGUCAGUGGGAUGGUCUACGCCAUUGGAGCGCCAGGCCACCCGGCGAAGACGAUCAGCAGGAACGCGUAUUCUACGGCGGAACUACUAAGAAAGAGAUACUCGACAGAUCGAAUGAUCGCAUAGGUAUCCAACAUUGGGCCCACGAGGGUAUCACCGGCCGCGGUGUACUUAUCGAUUACGUGUCGUGGGCGCAGAAGAAAGGGAUCCAGUACUCCACGUUUUCUAACCAUACCAUCAAGCUUCAGGACAUGCUCGAUAUAGCCCACGAGCACGACAUCGCGUUCGAAAGAGGGGAUAUAUUACUCGUACGGAGCGGCGUUAUUAGAGAGUGGGAGGACAAGAUGGACGUCGCGGCUAAGAGGGCCUACUCUUCGUCGCUUUCACCGAAGCAUGCGGGGGUAGAGGCGACGUCGGAAGUGUUAAAAUGGCUAUGGGAUACUGGAUUCGCUGCCGUCGCUGGUGACGCUUUAUCGUGGGAAGUAUAUCCUCCACAGGGGGAUAUGUUUCUUCACGAUAUCCUCCUUGCUGGGUGGGGUAUGCCUAUUGGCGAGUUGUUUGACUUGGAGAGGCUGUCUGAGAUGUGUAAGGAGCUGAAUCGGUGGUCCUUUUUCUUCACCUCUAUGCCCCUUAAUAUGCCCGGUGGUGUAUCGUCACCACCGAACGCACAAGCGAUAUUCUAA
Molecule: messenger RNA, 984 nt
Organism: Daldinia vernicosa
Lineage: Eukaryota; Fungi; Ascomycota; Sordariomycetes; Xylariales; Hypoxylaceae
Exons: 3
Coding region: 1-984 (327 amino acids)
Molecular function (GO): arylformamidase activity
Source: RefSeq, a predicted model, not a curated record